Seminavis robusta is the source of this 1442-nucleotide messenger RNA. NCBI's taxonomy places the organism in Eukaryota, Bacillariophyta, Bacillariophyceae, Naviculales, Naviculaceae. The record is from the annotation of a GenBank genome assembly.
CAGCUUUGUGGUGGUGAUCAACGCAAUUGUCUCUCUCGAACCAAACCCUUCACAAUCAUCGACUGGCCCUGGCAAUCCACGGAGAAUAGAUAUAGCAAUAUAGCUAUCUGAAGACAGCCCUCUAGAUCUGUACUGGAGCAGACCAAGCAAGUGGACUAUGAAUUCUAUGAAUGGCAGUAGCAGUGGUGCUUCUAUUAAUAGUGGUUCUGGUACGAGCCUACAGUUGGCAGCAGUUGCUCUACUGUUGCAGCAGCAGCAGCAGCAGCAGCAGCAGGGCCACCAGGCUCAAGCCCAGGCCCAGCAAGCACAGGCUCAGGCUCGGGUGGUCCAGCAAUCCGCCAAUGAGGAGCAGUUGCAGCAAAUCCUUCAGACCAUUCGUACGGGUGCCCUGGAAGGACUCGUUGAUCAAAUCCGUCAAUUCAAGCAGCAGCAGCAGCAGCAGCAGCAGCAAGAAGAGCAGGCACGAAAUGCAUUGAUCCAGCAGGCUAUCCUGCAGCUCUUGUCCAGCAAUAACGGUACCAGUACCACUGCCGCACCUGUUCGACAGGUACAGGUACCGGUACCGGAACAUCAAGACCAGCCUGGAACGAAUAUGGAAACCCUUUUGCAUACAUCAUUCAUUCCAGGACCUGCCCCAAUCCCUGCACUGCCAAGUGUAUCACCACCCUCUGUUACCCAGCCUCCUGUUUUUUCCACAGUGUCAGCGCCAGCCCCAGCUCCACUUCAAGGUCAAGGUCCUCGUUUUGCUCUAGUUCCAGCUCCUGCACAGGCUCCCGUUACAGUUCAAGGCCAGGUUCCUUCUCCGGCCCAAGAUCCAGCCCCUCAAGUGUUUCCAGGACGACAGGAUGCAAACCAAGUGGCAGCCAUCGCCAGCAGCAGCACCACCACCACCAAUCAAGGCAACACUUCCAAGGGUCGCCAUGUCGAGUUCCCACGCAGAUUCUAUGACAUGCUCAUGGACCUAGAAGAAAGAGGAAAAGAGCAUAUUGCCUGUUUCGCUCCAGAUGGCAAGGCAUUCAAAGUUCAUGAUAGGGAUCACCUUGAGGAUGUUCUGCCAAGGUACUUUAAGACUAUGCACACCCAUUCCAGCUUGCAGAGACAGCUCAACCUGUAUGACUUUGUCCGCACCAUCAAUGGACCACAAAAGGGUCACUACAGCCAUGAGCUCUUUGUCAAGGGACACCCUGACUUGUGUGAUAAUAUGAAAAGAACCAAGAAAAAAGGAAAGGCUGCUCACACGCGACGCAAAAGGGUCCAAGAGUGAGUCCAUCUAGCUAGUCUAAGCAAGCGAACCAGUGCUCUUCGGGUUGAACGUUGUCGGCAACCCAUACGUAUUCAUGUGCAGAUUCAAUUUGGAAGCAGCAAUGAUUAUUUAUAUCAUAUCAUCAUGUGGAAAGAUUCACACCAUACACACCAGGUCCUAUAUAAGAAAAUACAGUUUU